AUGGGCUGCUGGAAGCAAGAUAAAAGCUACACCUGGACUUUUCCCACCCUGAUCGUCUGCCUCUAUGGGUUCUUCUGCAUGAUGAAACCAUCAGAACCUUUCCUAACACCCUAUCUAACAGGACCAGAUAAAAACCUGACCAUAGAUGAGGUUACCAACCAGAUUUUCCCAGUUUGGACAUACUCCUACCUCGUGCUCCUUUUCCCAGUCUUCCUGAUUACAGACUAUGUACGCUACAAGCCCAUCCUCCUCCUCCAGGGAGUCAGCUUCAUCAUCACAUGGCUCUUGCUCCUCUUCGCACACGGUGUGGCGGCCAUGCAGGUGGUCGAAUUCUUCUAUGGGAUGGUGACAGCCAGCGAGGUCGCCUAUUACGCCUACAUCUACAGCGUCGUCAGCACCGAUCACUAUCAGAGAGUGACGAGCUAUUGCAGAAGUAUCCCUCUGGUGGCAGGCUUCCACAGGAAAGAUGUCUCAGAAACAUUCCCAGCACCGGAUAAAGUUGUGGCUACAGUCUGCUCUGACGGGCCAUCGAGCUGCCAAGAGGACAAGGGCUCCGCGCCUGCUGACAGGGGACCAACAGCUGAACAGCAGCCUGACAAGGCCAAGCCCCAGAAUCACGUGCUCAGAGUACUGGUGCAGCUGAGCCAGGACCUGAGGGAUUGCUACAGCUCUAGGAAACUUCUCUACUGGUCCCUGUGGUGGGCUCUGGCUACGGCAGGCUUUAACCAGGUUCUGAAUUACAUCCAAGUGCUGUGGGACUUCAGAGCCCCCUCUCACAGCUCUGCCGUGUACAAUGGAGCUGUUGAAGCAAUAGCAACUUUUCUGAGCUCAUUAACAUCUUUUGUAGUACAAUAUAUGAAAAUUAACUGGGACCUUUUUGGAGAACUGGCUUUAGGAAUCUUCUCUGCAAUAGAUGCUGGUUCUCUAUUUCUUAUGCACUUCACUACCAACAUCUGGGCAUGUUACGCCGGCUAUCUCAUUUUCAAAGCAUGCUAUAUGCUCCUCAUAACAAUAGCAACGUUCCAGAUCGCAGUCAAUCUGAGCAUGGAGCGCUAUGCCUUGAUGUUCGGAUUCAACAACUUUGUUGCACUGGUGAUUCAGACCAUUCUUACAGUAGUUGUCGUGGAUUCAAGAGGCCUGGGACUGGACAUAGUGACUCAGUUUUUAAUUUAUGGCAGCUACUUUGCAGUCAUAGCUGGGAUUUUCUUGAUCAGAAGCAUUUGCAUGCUUGUCUCAAGCCAAUGCAACAGGAAAAUAGCAAGAUCUUGCAAAGAGCAUCCGAACCAUGCUGAACAUGAAUCAAAAGAGCAGAUUGUAACUGGCUAUACGACAUGGCUGUAG
Messenger RNA from Egretta garzetta (little egret), 1341 nucleotides. Its product is annotated as thiamine transporter 2. The transcript is spliced from 5 exons. Lineage: Eukaryota; Metazoa; Chordata; Aves; Pelecaniformes; Ardeidae. Bases 1 to 1341 code for a protein of 446 amino acids. Gene Ontology annotation, cellular component: plasma membrane. The record is from RefSeq and is a predicted model, not a curated record. Gene Ontology annotation, biological process: transmembrane transport; vitamin transport. Gene Ontology annotation, molecular function: thiamine transmembrane transporter activity.